Molecule: messenger RNA, 739 nt
Organism: Aspergillus novofumigatus IBT 16806
Lineage: Eukaryota; Fungi; Ascomycota; Eurotiomycetes; Eurotiales; Aspergillaceae
Exons: 1
Coding region: 188-739 (183 amino acids)
Source: RefSeq, a predicted model, not a curated record
AGGUAAUGAAGUUGAGUGUCCGGAGUACACCGUAAGAGGAUGUCGAUGCUGGAGCUGAGAGAAACAUAAAUAUGACUAUCUGUCCGCGGCUUUGGUUAGUCUUUGUUCCACUCUUGAUCCUCUUCUUCCAAGUUCAAAGUCCCAAUCCGGGUAAAGACCUUACAUACCUUUUCAAAUCUUUCUGAAUAUGAAAGAUCAGCACCGUGCUGGUCCCGCAAAAAUCGAGCAGAACAAUAUCCAUCGUCCACUUUCUCACACAACCACUGUGUCCUCAUCCAACUCCUCUCAAAGCGACAACACCACUGAAGCUCUCCGCCAAUCCUCCCACAGAUUCUCCUUCCCGUCUGGCGCAAGACUAUUUCGUCCUCGUUCAAAGUCGCCCGCAGCAAUUGGCACAGAGUUGCCGAUAAAUCGUACUCGUCGCUCCACGUCCGACAGCUACGGGGAAACAAUUCCUAGAAGCGUCCCUACUUCUUGUGACAACAUCCCUCGACAGUCAACGAGCCCCACCGCAAUGUCUCCCAUCGAGCCCACCAGCCCGAUUUCUGCUGGCCUGCAGAAGCGCGACUCGGGAUCGUACAGCUCCCAUCCCAGAAAGAGCGGCGAAGAUCAUCGCCGCUACAGCGGAACUGUGAACCACUACGGCCGUCAUUCCAACGACUGGUUGUUCGGUGGGUUCAGUCUGCGGGACACCGUCCGUGAGGGCGUCGAUCGCUUGCGUCAUGGAAAAGAGAGCUGA